UCUAAGAGGGGGUUGGGGCCGUGGGAGUGGAAAUUCAGUAAGUGAUAUCAACAUCAGCCCUGUUUAAUGCUGCCGAAUGCUGUAUUAUAAGAAACUGGUCCUCAAUUCCUGUAAAAGGAGUAGAAAUAGGACCAACUGAGGAUUUGAUGAAGGAAAGUCAAUUUUUUGCAUUUUUAUAUUGAUGAUGCAUCACCAAGGAUUGGUUUGAGUGAAUUUGAAGAUGCUUCUGGGACACGGUAAAGCAUUAGAGGCAUGAUUCAAGACCUGCAGAAAAGUCAUUAUGUCAUGUAAUAUUACAAUGGAUGUGGUAAUUUGUAGAGCUGAUUACGGAGAUAAUAAUGCGUAGCAGGUUUCAAGUGCUUGGGAUUUGAGAUCUGCUAAUUCCAGGAUACUGCUGUAACUUGUGUAAUUAUAUCCAUAGAUUCACGGAUUUGAACCCACGACAUAUCGCUUGGGUUGUAGUAUACUCGUCAAAUCUUUCUUUGUUCCUUGUUAGUUCUACUCCUAACUUAGAAAAAUGAAAUUGCUCAGUUUGGUGAUACUCCUGCAAAUUUAUUAUUUUUUCUCUUUUACCUUGGCCAUGUUACCUCUCUUUGCCCAAAUAAUAUGUAGAAAUACCUGAUCUUUGCUGUCUUUCUCAGCCACGAAUACUGAUGGCAAUGGCUAGAGAUGGAUUGCUGCCUUCAUUUUUUUCGGAUGUGAGUAAACACACCCAAGUUCCUGUCAAGAGCACUGUAGUGGCUGGUUUGAUUGCUGCAAGCUUGGCAUUUUUCAUGGACGUUGAACAGUUGGCAGGGAUGGUUAGUGUGGGUACACUUCUCGCAUUUACAAUGGUGGCAAUAUCUGUGCUGAUACUUAGAUAUGUUCCACCGGAUGUGGUUCCACUUCCACCAUCCUUUCAGGAGGCAAUAGAUUCAGUGUCAUUGAGAUAUAGUAGUGCUACUGGAGACAUUGAUGUGGGGAUCACAGAAGUAAAUGUUGGGACCUCUGGGAAAAGUACUUCACUUUUACUUGGCAAGGCACAGGCACAAGAUAGAUAUCCCCUUAUAGCCAAAGAAACAGAUAAAGUCUUGGUAAAUGACAGCAAUAGGCGGAAGAUUGCUGGCUGGACCAUUAUGCUUACAUGUGUUGGGGUGCUUGUUCUUACAUCUGCUGCUUCAAGUGUGGGCCUCAUUAGUCUGCUUCGAUUUACUCUUUGUGGAAUUGGUGGUGUUCUUCUUUUAACUGGUCUUAUAGUGCUCACCUGUAUCAACCAAGACGAUGCGAGGCACAACUUUGGGCACACAGGAGGUUUCAUUUGCCCUUUCGUUCCACUUCUACCCAUUGCUUGCAUUCUCAUCAAUGUCUACUUACUGAUUAACCUCGGGGCUGCCACUUGGACCCGUGUGUCGAUAUGGCUAGUAUUAGGGGUAUUUGUUUAUGUGUUCUACGGCCGGACUCACAGCUCACUGAUGGAUGCAGUAUACGUGCCUGCAGCGCAUGUUGAGGAGAUUUACCGCAGCUCUGCAAACACUCUGGCAUAGUUGUCUUUGGAUCCUUGCUAAUGUUAAGCCAUAAUUUUCUUUCCUGUAAUAUAUUAUAUUCUUUGUGUUGUCUGUAAUUCAUCUGCCCAGAAAGAGGGAAAAGAAGAGAGAGAGAGAGAGAGAGAGAGAGAGAGCAAACAGAAAAAAUAAUGUUUCUUACAGUGUGGAGGGACUGGUUACUUGAAUGUGUCUCGUUUGUAAAUUAUGUUACUGGCAUAUGAGACCUGUUCAAACGAUUUAGAGAGAGAGCAAACAGAAAGAGAAUGUUUCUUACGGUGUGGAGGGACUGGUUACUUGAUUGUAUCUCAUUUGUAAAUUAUUUGUUUCUGGCAUAUAUGACCUGUUCAAACGAUUUAGUGGAUGUGCAAAUUGAAGGCAGACGGAAUUAUUUCUUGGG
Molecule: messenger RNA, 1920 nt
Organism: Ilex paraguariensis (yerba mate)
Lineage: Eukaryota; Viridiplantae; Streptophyta; Magnoliopsida; Aquifoliales; Aquifoliaceae
Source: the annotation of a GenBank genome assembly